GUGAUUGUACUUUCACGGAAUGUAUUCCGUGAUGUACGACAGCCGUCAGAUGAGGGACUUAUUUGAUCUGACGGUUGAGAUUGAUCUAGGGGUAAUUAGGGUUAAAAAGUAGAAACGUACCCUGACACUCAUUUAAUGUACCCCGAGACCCAUCUAAUGUACCACGGAAUACAUUCCGUGAAAGUACAUCACGGAAUACAGUUUCUCUCUCUAGAUUUUUCUCGUUCUCUGUCUCAAUUGUAUGGCCGCCAAUUCCAGUAGCCGAGGGAUCACCAGCUUAGGGAAGCGAUUCGUCGACCAGAUCUGGACUCGCGAUCCUUCUCGACUCUCUGCUCCCAUUCUCAGUUUUUGUCAUUGCUGUGUGCCAUUACUGUACAUUGGAUGUGACCAACCCUGGUUUUUGUUGAGUGAGGAUGUGGUGGAUUUUCGAUUUGACCACUUAGCUGAAGACGAAAUUGAAGGACGUUACUUAAUUUUCGUGGAACUUCAGUAUUUUAUUGAGUUAGGAGCGUUGUUUGAAGAUGUUAUAGCUUUAUUGUCUAAAUUUCCGGGGGCAGUUUUGUCCCAUGGGGCUCGCUCUAAGAUUUUAGCGGCCCAUGGUUGGCAAAGCAUGCUCUGCGGUUAGACGAUGAGCUAUCCUGGUUCGAGGAGGUUCCAGCGCCGGUGGCGGACGUGGGCGUCGUAAAUUCAUGAGUGAUUUUAAUCACUUUGUCAAAAAAAAAAAAAAAAAAAAAAAAAAAAAUACUAAUUGUAUAUAUAGGCGAGAGUACCCACAGCAGAGAGGCCAGAUGACCAAAUCUUGUUAAGAAUAUUUUUAUACAUUUGUCUCGUUCAUAUACAUCUACAUAUAAUGUAUAUAUGCCAUUUUGUUUUA
Molecule: messenger RNA, 874 nt
Organism: Cannabis sativa
Lineage: Eukaryota; Viridiplantae; Streptophyta; Magnoliopsida; Rosales; Cannabaceae
Exons: 3
Coding region: 242-625 (127 amino acids)
Source: RefSeq, a predicted model, not a curated record